Alligator sinensis (Chinese alligator) is the source of this 1188-nucleotide messenger RNA. Its product is annotated as natural killer cell receptor 2B4. NCBI's taxonomy places the organism in Eukaryota, Metazoa, Chordata, Crocodylia, Alligatoridae. Gene Ontology annotation, cellular component: external side of plasma membrane. Gene Ontology annotation, biological process: natural killer cell activation involved in immune response. Gene Ontology annotation, molecular function: MHC class I protein binding. The record is from RefSeq and is a predicted model, not a curated record. The transcript has 3 exons. The coding region runs from base 79 to 789 and encodes 236 amino acids.
GACUUCUUCAGCCUGGCCGCUUAACCUUGCUCUCCACCGCCUGGUCUGCACUCACCUGCUCUGCGCAGCUCAGCCAGGAUGAAGGGGGCUCUCGGACCCCUCCUGCUCUCCCUCCUUCUGCUCCUCCAAGCUGGAGGUUGUCAAGAAGUAAAAGUGGUGGCUGCUGUUGGGGACACGGUUCAGCUGCAGCCCAACACAUGGCUGUUGUCCUGGGUGACAGUCAACUGGAUAUUGAAACGCAGUUCACAGACCUACUGGAUCCUCAAAUACGAACAGAACAGGACCUCGGCCAGUCCCUUUCUGCCCUUUGCUGACAGAGUCUCUUUCCACCCUGGGAAUCUCUCACUGCAGAUUAACUCGGUCACGGAGAAAGAAAGUGGCCUCUACAUCAUGGACCUGAAGCUGACAAACGGCUCUAAAGUCACCAGUAAUUUUCGUCUGUUUGUGCUUGACCGUGUCCAGCAGCCCAAGAUCAAGGCAUCUACUUCCCAAGAGCGUGGAUGGUGCUACGUUACCCUGUCCUGCUUGGUGCCCAAAGCUGACUGGGUCACCUACAGCUGGUCUCGAGGCGUAUCUUCCAGCCCAGCCCCAGAGGACCAUUGGCUCCAAGAGCAUCAAGCCGAUCUGCAGCUGGAGAUCACUAAAAGCGGCAACAACACCUUCUAUCACUGCAAUGUCAGCAAUGCCAUCAGCUGGGGCAUGGCCACCAUCGAUGUCAAACCGCUGUGCAACUACACAGGUAAGUGCCCCCUUUGCACCAGACAUACGAGUGGGGACAGGGAUGUUUAGCAUCUUCCUGGGUCCUGUGGAGCUGGUUUGUGAGCCUGACCUGAAUGAAACCAGAGGAAGGGGCCUAGCAUCCCUGAGGACGCUCUAGCUGCCCCAGCCUCCAUCCUGGUCUGGUUCAUCUGAGAGCCUGGCAGACUAGUGGGGCUGGAUCUCUGGCCUUGGGGAACCUAGUGGGAAGCCGCAGAGCUGGGAGCACCAUUUCCCCAGCACUGGGGCAGUCCCCCUGGGUGGGCUGCCCCAGAACCAGGGAUGCUGACUGGUCUGCCUGGAAGUAGGGAGACUCAUUGCAGGUCUACACCCUCUCCCAGCCGCCCAAGGGCAACGCUCAAGCACGUCCUGCCUCCCCCUCCCCCUGCACACACCAAGCCCAGAUAGAUGCAGCAAAGCCGUGCGCCAGAG